GACGUGUCGUCCGCUAGAAGAAACACCCGAUCCAAUCCCACACGCACGGUGAAUCGGGCAGGAAGAAUCAUUCCUUCGCUCGCCGGGAAUCUACCGAACAGUCCAACAAACACCACCGCAGUAUUUCUCUCCCAAUUUCCCGAGAAAGUUCGCAGCUUUCCCUGGAAAAUCUCGGCACCUCCGUCGAAUUACUCGCAAUCUCCAUUACCCACAACCCAGAGCUUCACAAAAUGGAACCCGACUUCAUCCCAACGUCGUUCGCGGACUUCCCGGAAGACGUCCAUCUCUGCAUCUUGUCAUUCCUGACUCCGUCCGAGAUCGCCAAUUUCUCCUGCACUUCCAAACGAUUCGUCUCGCUCUGCAGGAGCAACGCCAAGCUCUGGUACGCCUUGUGCGACCGGAGGUGGGGAUCGAAGACCCAAAUCCGGAAAUGGGGCAACGGCAAAAUAGGCUACAGGCUCCUCUACAAGACCCUCAGCGAGUGGGAGAGUCUCAUCGGCUUCUGGCGGCGCAGCGGCCAGAGAUCCACCUCCUCCUCCGCCGUGGCCACCGCGGCCGUCGUGCCGCCUCCGCCGCUGGUCAGCUUCGAGUGGGGCCCAUCGUUCGUCGCCGGUUCCAGGGUCUCCCCCUCUGAGGACGGCACCUACGGCGUGGUAAAGUCGCCAUUUUUGUGGAUGUCGCUUUCCUCCAGCGGGGAACCCGUAAAUUUCGUUGACCCAGAUGGUAAAAGUGGCGAAUUCGGCUCUAACUAUUGCGACGAUUCGAUCAGGAAGACCGAUUUGAUUCCGGUGGAUGUGAAUUUUAUGGGGUGUACGUAUUUGGUGGUGGAGGAAAACAUGGGGCUCGGGUGCAGUUCACACAGGAAUGGGUUUCGGAGGAGUUUGAGCUCGGCGAACUUGUGUAGCGAUGAGGAGGAGGCCAGUGGCAGCGAGAAUGGGACAUUCGGGAGCUUACCGGAUCGGUAUAUGUCAGAGAUGUAUCAGAACUUCGCAAACCGGACGAGCCCGAGUCGGAGUGGCGCAGCGAGAAGGCAGAGGAAGAGGGAGAAGGCGAGGCAGGGGAAGAGAAAAUGGGAGGCGGAGCAUUUCGUGAAAAUCAUAGAUUGCUCGCCCACUCCUUCUCGGCCUUUGCAGGGGCUAUGGAAGGGAAUCGGUGACUGCAUGAAAUUGGAAUUCUAUCUCGUGACUUACGAUGAAAUUGGGGGAAUUGCCUGCCGUAGGGUUGGGGAACCAGCAGACCGUUUUUCUGGUUGCGCCCCAGUUUUUUGGACAUCGAAAGCUAAGUUUAUUGAGCCACCUUUUUCGUUAGAGGAGGCAAUCAUGUACGAUAGUCGUGUGCACCUCCACCCCACUGACGAAGAAAAUUUUAUGUUCGGGGAGCCUCCAAUGGAAAAUGAGCCGGUCUCUCGCAUCCUGUACAUAAAUUCAAGUUAUGACUUGCUAAUUCCUGAUUUGGCUGGGACUACAGCAACUGACAGGCGUAACGAGGGAAGGAUAUGGCAGUAUAGAAACGGUACAUUUGGGUUCGGGUUUCUUUGGGACAAUUUUAUUAUUGACCUAAAGCACAUAGCCCUGAAUGGUUGUCUUCUUCGCUAGUUUUAGCUUUGUGAUAAUUGAUUCGGUCUUCUGGAUUCAUUCUGUACAUACUAGAAUCUUAAGAAAGAAGAGCCAUAUAUCCAGUAUGGCACUGGUGUCAUGUUCUUUGGAUUUUAACCUUCGGCUCCACCUUGUAUGCCGAUUUGUAACAUAGUUUAUUGGGGAAAUGAUGACACUUCUUCCAAAGUUCUAUUCUGGCGAUUUUUCAUUUCUGACC
Molecule: messenger RNA, 1812 nt
Organism: Rhodamnia argentea
Lineage: Eukaryota; Viridiplantae; Streptophyta; Magnoliopsida; Myrtales; Myrtaceae
Product: F-box protein At3g12350
Exons: 2
Coding region: 231-1595 (454 amino acids)
Biological process (GO): SCF-dependent proteasomal ubiquitin-dependent protein catabolic process; gibberellic acid mediated signaling pathway
Cellular component (GO): SCF ubiquitin ligase complex
Molecular function (GO): protein binding
Source: RefSeq, a predicted model, not a curated record